Messenger RNA from Helobdella robusta, 474 nucleotides. RefSeq lists its product as hypothetical. NCBI's taxonomy places the organism in Eukaryota, Metazoa, Annelida, Clitellata, Rhynchobdellida, Glossiphoniidae. Gene Ontology annotation, cellular component: cytoplasm. The transcript has a single exon. The annotation marks the transcript as partial. The record is from RefSeq and is a predicted model, not a curated record. Gene Ontology annotation, biological process: mRNA destabilization. Gene Ontology annotation, molecular function: N6-methyladenosine-containing RNA reader activity; mRNA binding.
AGAUUUUUUGUCAUUAAAAGUUUUUCUGAAGAUGAUAUUCAUCGAUCCAUUAAGUACUCCAUUUGGUGCAGCACGGAGUAUGGUAAUAAAAGACUGGAUGCUGCUUAUAGGGAAAGAGAGGGCAAGGGUCAGGUUUUUCUUUACUUCAGUGUUAAUGGAAGUGGACAUUUUUGUGGAGUUGCUCAGAUGACUUCUCCCAUUGAUUAUUCAUCGUCAUCUGAAGUUUGGGCUCAAAAUAAGUGGAAAGGACAGUUUACAGUAAAGUGGAUAUAUGUGAAGGAUGUGCCAAACAGCCAGUUGCGUCACAUAAAAUUGGAAAACAAUGAAAACAAACCAGUGACCAAUUCAAGAGACACCCAAGAAGUACCCUACGAAAAGGGUAAGCAAGUUCUCCGUAUCAUACACCAGUACCGACAUACUACUUCUAUUUUCGACGAUUUCUAUCAUUAUGAAAAACAGCAAGAAGAUGCACAA